Messenger RNA from Vicia villosa (hairy vetch), 767 nucleotides. RefSeq names its product 17.9 kDa class II heat shock protein-like. The record is from RefSeq and is a predicted model, not a curated record. The transcript has 3 exons. NCBI's taxonomy places the organism in Eukaryota, Viridiplantae, Streptophyta, Magnoliopsida, Fabales, Fabaceae. Gene Ontology annotation, biological process: response to heat; protein folding; protein complex oligomerization. Bases 1 to 474 code for a protein of 157 amino acids.
AUGGCAGCGGUUUUGGCAAUAGAAAAGGCUCGUCAUUUGAAUUGGACAAAGUUGUGGUUAGAAACAGAUUGUGCACUUCUUGUCAAAGCUUUUUCAGAUUCAAGCUUGGUCCCUUUAUUCAAAGAUUGGAGGAAGAAUGAUGAAAACGAAAUACCCAUAAUUGAUGUUGAUUCAUACGUGUAUGAGAUCGACAUGCCGAGAUUGAAAUUUGGUAGCGAGAGAAAGGCUGGUGUUGAAGACGAUGAUUUCCUUGUGAUUAGCGAAGAGAAGAAGAGGGAAGAAGGUGUCGAGUAUUCGAGGAUGGAGCGAAGAGUUGGCAAGUUCAAGCGCAAAUUUGUUCUUCCUAAGAAUGCUAAUGCUGUCUCUGCUAUCUGUCAAGAUGGAGUGCUUAGUGUUACUGUCCAGAAAUUGCCUCCUCCUCCUCCUCCCCAGCCUAAGAACACUAGAAGGACUAUUCCGGUUAUCAUUGCUUGAAACCAUGUUUUCACUAAUCAUGAUGUAGUAGUUUAUGUGUUAAUGUGGUGAUUAGAAUCACUGUGUUAACAUUUUUGAAUCGACUGUUAGCAUUACAAAUUAGUAAUUUUGAUACUGUUAUGAAAUGGUUCUGUUUGUAACCUUCUGGUUUAUGAUGAUAUAUGUAUAGUAGAUUUAUUUGUAAUCUAAAGUUUAUGUUUUGUGGGGUUAUUUUGUUCUUCAUGUAUCUGAGUUCAUGUGUUAAAUGAUAUUAGAGUCUAUCUAUUUAUGUCAUCCCUUAAAUUAUCUAUAGA